Molecule: messenger RNA, 4673 nt
Organism: Felis catus (domestic cat)
Lineage: Eukaryota; Metazoa; Chordata; Mammalia; Carnivora; Felidae
Gene: TMEM132E
Product: transmembrane protein 132E
Exons: 10
Coding region: 1-3567 (1188 amino acids)
Source: RefSeq, a predicted model, not a curated record
AUGGUGAAUGCGAGCAGCUCAGAAGUGCCUAACCCGGUCUUGGGGGCAGUCAAGGAGGGCAUCAUCGAGGAGGUGACCCUUGGGAGGAGUCAAAGGUCAAGGAGCACCCACCAGGCGGAGCGUGUGGGGAACAGCACCACAGGCAUAGGGAACAGCAUGUGCAAAGGCACAGAGGCAGAGGGCAUGGCUGGAGUGGCCCAGACCCAGGUGUGUGGGCUGGGGAGUGGAAGGAGCUGGCAGGAGGAUCUCAUCAUCCAGGGCUCCCCACCUCCACCCCCAGGAAACCAGCCCAGCACAGGGGGGCGCGCUUGGCACGGACGCCCGCUGCGGGGUGGGAGGCUGGGGUGCCCUGCCGUGCCAGCACAGCCUCUGCUCACCCCUCUGGGCUCUUUCCCCUGUCUGUCCCCAGCCUCGGGCCGCUCGCACCCGGCCAGCCCCAGCCCACCCGGCCCGCAGGCCGGCCCGGUGCUGCCGGUCAGCUACCGCCUGUCGCGGACGCGGCUGGCCUUCUUCCUGCGGGACGCGCGGCCCCCGCCACCUGCGGUGGCCAACGGCUCCCUGCAGCGCUCCGAGCCCUUCGUGGUGUUCCAGACCAAGGAGCUGCCCGUCCUCAACGUCUCCCUGGGGCCCUUCAGCACCAGCCAGGUGGUGGCCCGGGAGCUGCUGCAGCCUUCCAGCACCCUGGACAUCCCCGAGCGCCUGACGGUCAACUGGAAGGUGCGGGCCUUCAUCGUCCGCGCCCGCGUGCCGGCCUCGCAGCCCGAGGCCCAGGUGCUGUUCUACGUGGCCGGCCGCGACUGGGACGACUUCGGCGUCACUGAGCGGCUGCCGUGCGUCCGCCUGCACGCCUUCAGGGACGCGCGGGAGGUCAAGAGCUCCUGCCGCCUCAGCGGGGGCCUGGCCACCUGCCUGGUGCGGGCGGAGCUGCCCCUGGCCUGGUUCGGGCCCCCAGCCCCCGCCGCGCCGCCCGCCGCCCGCCGCAAGUCCCCGGAUGGGCUGGAACCCGAGGCGGCCGGGGAGAGUCAGCAGGCUGAGCUCUACUACACCCUCCACGCCCCGGACGCGUCUGGGGGCUGCGGGGGCGCCCGUCGGGGGCCCGGGCCCGGGGCAGGCGCCCGCGCAGAGAGCCCCACCCAGCACCCCCUGCUGCGCAUCGGGAGCAUCAGCCUGUUCCGCCCGCCCCCCAGGAGGACCCUGCAGGAGCACAGGCUAGACAGCAACCUGAUGAUCCGCCUGCCUGAUCGGCCCCUCAAGCCUGGCGAGGUGCUCAGCGUCCUCCUCUACCUGGCCCCCAACUCCUCCUCUCCCUCCAGCCCCAGCGUGGAGCAUUUCACACUCAGGGUGAAGGCCAAGAAGGGUGUGACCCUUCUGGGCACCAAGUCACGGAGUGGUCAAUGGCAUGUGACCUCGGAGCUGCUGACUGGGGCAAAGCACUCAACAGCCACUGUGGAUGUGGCCUGGGCGCAGGGCACACCCCUGCCCCCCUGGGAAGGCCAGGGGCCCCUGGAGAUCUUGCAGCUGGACUUUGAGAUGGAGAACUUUACCAGCCAGUCGGUCAAGAGGAGGAUCAUGUGGCACAUUGACUACCGCGGCCGCAGCCCCCUGCCUGACCUGGAGCGGGCGGUCACCGAGUUGACGGUCAUCCAGCGGGAUGUACAAGCCAUCCUGCCCCUAGCCAUGGACACGGAGAUCAUCAAUACGGCUAUCCUGACGGGCAGGACGGUGGCCAUCCCUGUCAAGGUCAUCGCCAUCGAGGUGACUGGACUUGUCCUAGAUGUCUCUGCCCUGGUGGAAUGCGAGUCUGACAAUGAGGACAUCAUCAAGGUAUCCAGCAGCUGUGACUACGUGUUUGUGAGUGGAAAAGAGUCUCGCGGGUCCAUGAACGCCAGGGUGACCUUCCGCUAUGACAUCCUCAACGCCCCCCUGGAAAUGACAGUCUGGGUCCCCAAGCUGCCCCUGCACAUCGAACUCUCGGACGCACGCCUCAGCCAAGUGAAGGGCUGGAGGGUACCUAUCCUCCCCGACCGGAGGUCGGCCCGGGAGAGCGAGGACGAAGACGAGGAGGAAGAGGAGCGUAGGCAGAGCGCCAGCCGCGGCUGCACCCUGCAGUACCAGCACGCCACUCUGCAGGUGUUCACCCAGUUCCACACGACAUCAUCCGAGGGCACCGACCAGGUGGUCACCAUGCUGGGCCCGGACUGGCUGGUGGAGGUCACCGACCUGGUCAGCGACUUUAUGCGGGUGGGCGACCCCCGCGUGGCACGCAUGGUGGACAGCAGCACGCUGGCGGGCCUGGAGCCAGGCACCACGCCCUUCAAGGUGGUGUCCCCGCUGACGGAGUCUGUGCUUGGGGAGACGCUGCUAACAGUGACGGAGGAGAAGGUCAGCAUCACACAGCUGCAGGCCCAGGUGGUGGCCAGCCUUGCCCUCUCCCUGCGGCCCAGCCCGGGGAGCAGCCACACCAUCCUGGCCACCACGGCCGCCCAGCAGACCCUCAGCUUCCUCAAGCAGGAAGCCCUCCUGAGCCUCUGGCUCUCCUACAGCGAUGGCACCACAGCCCCACUCUCCCUGUACAGCCCCCGGGACUACGGGCUGCUGGUGAACAGCCUGGAUGAGCGGGUGGCCACGGUGACCCAGGACCGGGCCUUCCCGCUGGUGGUGGCCCAGGCCGAGGGGGCAGGGGAACUGCUUCGUGCAGAGCUCACCAUCGCUGAGAGCUGCCAGAAAACCAAGCGCAAGAGUGUGCUGGCCACGACCCCCGUGGGCCUGCGGGUGCACUUUGGGCGGGACGAGGAGGACCCCACGUACGACUACCCAGGGCCCAGCCAGCCGGGCCCCGGCGGGGGCGAGGACGAGGCCCGGGGAGCCGGCCCACCGGGCACCGCGCUGCCCCCAGCCGAGGCCCCGGGCCCGGGCACCGCCAGCCCCGCGGUGCCGCCCACAGAAGACUUCCUGCCGCUGCCCACCGGCUUCCUGCAGAUGCCGCGCGGGCUCACGGACCUGGAGAUCGGCAUGUACGCGCUGCUGGGCGUCUUCUGCCUCGCCAUCCUCGUCUUCCUCAUCAACUGCAUCGUCUUCGUGCUGCGCUACCGGCACAAGCGCAUCCCGCCCGAGGGCCAGACCAGCAUGGACCACUCUCACCACUGGGUGUUCCUGGGCAACGGGCAGCCGCUGCGGGGGCAGGCGGAGCUGUCGCCGCCUGCGGGCAACCCGCUGGAGACCGUGCCCGCCUGCUGCCACGGCGACCACCACAGCAGCGGCAGCUCACAGACCAGCGUGCAGAGCCAGGUGCACGGGCGGGGCGACGGCUCGUCGGGCGGCUCGGCCCGGGACCAGGCCGAGGACCCCGCCAGCUCGCCCACCUCCAAGCGCAAGCGGGUCAAGUUCACCACCUUCGCCACGCUGCCCACGGAGGAGCUGGCCUAUGACUCGGUGCCCGCCGGCGAAGAGGACGAGGAGGACGAAGAGGACCUGGGUUGGGGCUGCCCGGAUGUGGCGGGCACCACGCGGCCCACCGCGCCCCCAGACCUGCACAAUUACAUGCGCAGAAUCAAAGAUAUGGCGUAGAGGCGCCGUCCCGCCCCCUCCCCCCGGGGGGGGGGGGGUGGGCUCUGUGUGGGACGCGACCGGGACCCCUGCUCACACUGACGCAGGCGGGCCGAAGCGGAUGUCGUACUCCCUGUCCCUGCAGCUUUGCUCUGUGCUGGGCGGCCGCCUGCCCCAGCUGGGCCUUCCCCGCCGCCACCUCGCACCAUACCCAAUUGUGCCACCGAAGGCGGAGGGCUCCUUCCUCAGGAGCUUGCUAGGAGGAAAGCAAUCCUUGUUCGACUCUUUCCAAACCUCCUCCCAUCUUAGACAACCCCCUGCCCCAAAAGUGAGGCAUGGAGGCCAAGCUUGGGGUGAGGUGGGCCCACACUGUGCCCCGCCCCUGCCCCCCCACGUCCCCUGUCUUCCCCCUGUGUGGGGGAGCUUUGGGGGGGUCUUGUGUCACAAGCUGCACAAAGACUUUUCUCAAACCAAUAUUCAGGGAUUUCUGUCCUGCAGGGUGGGGAGACGGCGGCUGCCCGCCCUGCGGAGGAUCUUGCUGUGGACAAAACAUGUGGGGGAUGGGGGAGACACUUGUAGCAUCUGCUGGCUUCCGGGUGCCCCCCCCCCCUCCAGUCCCUUCCCAGGACCUGGGAGCUGACCCUACAGAGGGGUCUGGGACCAAGCCAGGCACCUUCCUGAGAUCUCAGGACUCCCUCCUCUAUCCCCACCGGCUGUGGGCGGAGCCUAGAGGGGGAGGAGCCCUGGGCCGGCCCUGAGCAAGCCACACCCCAGCACUGUGGUCUGAGCAGUCCCCGGGAGGCCCGGUCCCCCUGCUAAGCCCACAGCAAGGUCAACACUACGCCUUAGCCGCCCCUCUCGCUCUGCUGACCACUCCUCCCUCUCUGCAGGGGCAGCCACCCAUCCCCCCAGGGAACGGAACCGGUGGGAGGGGGAGGGGGCACCAGGGGAUGCUGUGGAGGACCUCGGGAUGGGCAAAGGCAGCGGGGAGCCGGGCGUCUCCCUUACCCUUCCCAGCCCACAGCCACUUCUCUCUUGGGUUCUACCCACCACUGUGUCGGAUUUUCUUAAAUAAAUGGGGGUGACCAGACUGGGGCGGGGCAGCAGCUCCCGGAGAACAGAAGGCG